CUGGUUUCUCUCGGUGGGACAGAGGGGCUGAGCGACGGACGGACGACAGCCCAUCAGCAGAAAAAACACCAUGUGAAGAGACGCUAUAAAGAAAGGGACAAGGAAAGAAGACUUGAGAACUUAUUGGUCUCUCCACCACCGGGUCAGCGUUUCUAAAGGCUCGGCAGAGAGCGAAUGGACAGAGCGGGAGAGGAGCAGUCUCACCCACGUUACGUCCCGGACAUUGUGUCUGUCUGUCAACGCUGGGGGUGGAGGAGGACUCACCGGGGAAAACUUUAAAUAGAGGUAGCAGACACGGAUACCAUGCCGACGAGCGAUGGCCCCAGCCGCUUCCCGGUCUUUGUGGCCCCGCCCAAUGGAAACCACCCAAGGCCCCCGGGUUAUGUCCCCGGUCGGGUGGCUCCAGUGCGCUCGCCACAUCCUGCCAAAGCUCCCCCACCUCCACCGAUGAAACCUCUCGGCCCCCCGCCAGAGCGACGAGCCACGUUCAACCUGUCAGAGGAGAACCAGCGCAGGGAGCGUGACCAGAACCUCCAGAAGAAUAAAAACAGCUUAAUCUGCUUCGGAGUGUCCAUCGGGGCUUUCUUCCUCACCCUCAUCCUUGUUCUCAGUCUCUCAAGUGGAGACAUUUUAGAUGAAAACUGUCCGGACCACGACCUGUCCCUCAGCAGCUGGAGCCCAGGCCACCAACCAGAGAAGGCUGUUAUCGUCAGGAGUGGACAUCUGUUUAGGCUGGAGUCUUCUGCCACCUUCCAUUCAAUAACCAUCCAGUCAGGAGGUAAGGUCGUUUUUGCAGACAACGCUGACGGCUCCAAAAACAUCACCCUGCGGACCCGCCACAUCCUCAUAGAAGACGGUGGAGCCCUUCACAUCGGGGCUCCCAAAUGUCGCUACCGUUCCCGCGCCACAGUAGCCCUGGUGGGUCGCUCCGACGACAAGGCGGUCGCUGCAGUGCCCGGCAUGGGCCGCAAGUUCAUAGGUGUGAUGGGCGGUGGGACUCUGGAGCUUCACGGUGCUGAGAGGGUGUCCUGGUCUCUGCUGACCCGAAGUGUCCCGGCCUCCGGUCUGAACACGGGGGGUUACUCCUUCCUGCGAAACUUCAGCAGAGGCAUCAACCUGCGCGUGGUGGACCAGGACACGGCUGCAGUGCUGCUGUGCGAACGCUACGACACGCACGACUCCCGAAAUGACAGCCGGCGGCUCACCCAGCUGCUGCGGACCCUCCCAGAGGGCCGCAUCGUCACGCUGGCUGUGGGAGACUCGGCUGUCAAAAGUCUUCUGGACGAAACUAAGAAGGCCAUUGAAGAGAAGCUCGGCAGCAGCUUCGUCUAUGAUCUCAAAUACAGGCAGGCGUGGGCUCUGGUCUCGGUGGUGGGUGGAGGAAACGCUUCAUGCGCAGAGGACGUCAAGGAACAUGAAAACCACAACACAGGAGGAAGAGCUCUGGCAAGGCGCAACUUCACCACCGUCGAUGGAGUUGACUUCUCCGUCACCGCCUACAGCGAGUGGAAGACCGGCUUCCCCAUCACAGGCUUCCAGGUGGAUGCUGUGGACCAGGUGCUGCUGAACCUGCAGGAUGAAGUGCAGCAGACCUGGCAACCCGGGGAUCAGAUUGUAGUUGCCAGCACAGACUACUCCAUGCAUCAGACGGAAGAGUUUACCUUGUUGCCCUGCUCUCACUGCAGCAGCAGGCAGGUCAGGAUACAAGGGAAGCCUCUGUAUAACCACGUUGGAGAGAUCUUAGACGGGGUCGACAUGCGAGCCGAAGUGGGUUUGCUCUCCAGAAACAUUCUCAUCUACGGGGAAAUGGAAAACUCGUGCUACGGAAACAACGCGUGCCAGUUCUUCAGCCACGACACCUACGGAGGCCAUAUAAAGAUCUUGGGUAACUUCUCAUCCGUGCAUCUGUCCCACGUGGAGCUGAAGAACAUGGGCCAGCAGGGCGAGAAAGGCAGCUACCCGCUCCACUUCCACAUGUGCGGGGAUGUGGACCAGAGGGGGGGCUACCGGGAGCCCACCUACGUCGACGGACUCUCCAUACAUCACUCCUUCUCCCGCUGCGUCACCAUCCACGCCACCAACGGUCUGCUGGUGAAGGACACUGUGGGCUAUGACACCCUGGGUCACUGUUUCUUCCUGGAGGAUGGGAUCGAGCAGCGUAACACCUUCUUCCACAACCUGGGCCUGCUGACCCGCCCCGGGACUCUGCUGCCCACCGACCGCAACGAGACCAUGUGCACCAGCAUCAAGGACAAAGUCUACAAGGGCUACACCCCCUCACCCAGCACAGAGUGCAAGGCAGUUUCCACGUUCUGGAUCGCCAACCCAAACAACAAUCUCAUCAGCAACGCAGCUGCUGGUUCUCAGGAUGCUGGCAUAUGGUUCGUGUUCCACAGCUCUUCCACCGGAGACUCUCAUGGGCUGGUACCAGAGACCAAGGCAGAGCUCACACCCCUGGGGAUUUUUUACAACAACCGCGUACACUCCAACUUUAAGGCAGGGCUGUUCAUUGAUAAAGGAGUGAAGACCAGCAAUGCCAGCGCUGCGGACCCCCGGGAAUACCUGUGUCUAGAUAACAGUGCCAGAUUCCGGCCGCACCAGGAUGCUGACCCUAACCGCCCCCGGGUUGCAGCAGUGAUUGACACUCUGAUCUCCUACAAGAACAACGAUUUAGGGGCGUGGAUACGGGGAGGGGACAUCGUCAUCCAGGACUCUGGAUUUGCAGACAAUGGAGUGGGACUGGCUUUUGCCAGUGAUGGCAGCUACCCUAAGGAUGAAGGCUCCAGCCAGGAAGUGACACGGUCCUUGUUUGUGGGUGAAAGUCGAAACAGAGGGACCAACGGAGGACAGAAUAAAUACUGGGGCUUAGGAGGGGUUGAUGCAAAGAUGAGGACACUGCCUAGAAACAGGACAUUCCCAAUCCGAGGUUUCCAGAUCUACGAUGGUCCGGUGCGACUUACCCACAGUACAUUUCGUGGAUACAUCCCCACACCGGAGCGUUAUACCAGCGCAGUGGGAUUCAACCUGAAGAACACCUGGCAGCUCACCCCACGAAACAAUCUGUCCCAGCUCAGCUUCCACCCCACUGUGGGUCUGCAGACGUUCUUCGGCCGCCCGGGGCAGUGGUUUGAAGAGAACGACCUGGACGGGGACAAAAACUCCAUCUUUCACGACGUGGACGGCUCCGUGACGGGCUACACCGACACCUACGCCGGCCGAGCAGACAAUUACCUGAUCCAACAUCCUGAAUGUGUGAACAUGCCUCAGUGGAGCGGAGUGAUCUGCAGCGGACGCUACUCUCAGGUGUACAUCCAGACCCAGGGAUCCCCUAACCUGAUCCUAUCCAUCAGCAGAGAUGAAUACCCAGCUGCCCCUCUGGUUCUGAGGGGGAUCAACAGCCAGGGGGCGCUGUCUCAGCAGUACCAGCCCAUCCUGAUGAUGAGCAAGAGCUACAGCCUGCAUUGGAGCGGACCUGCACCCAAAGAGGUGGUGCUGUCCCUCAUUAACUUCGACAAAGAUGACUGGGCGUUGGUGGGACUCUGUUACCCAUCAGGCACCACGUUUCAGAUUAUGGCCGACAUCAACGACAGGCAGAGCAACACCUUCGAUGACCUCACAGACUACGGCACCGUGUCAUCCUUAGCAGAGCUGGAGAACAGGCCGAUGGAGAGGAAGUACUACUUUGACCGAGCUGUUGGCUUGUUGUGGUUCUUCCUUCGGGCUCGGCACGGUCGUGAAGGUCACAGCUACUGUUCAGCAAAAGGCUGCGAAAGAGUGAAGGUCAUGGCCACCACGUUGUCCAAACAGACCUGUAACUGCACAGCCAAAGCCUACCCCAAGUACUCCAAGACCCCCUCAGCAGUGGUGCCUAUGCCGUCUCUCAAUACACAACCCUGUAAAGGCUGCGGUGCUAAAAAGCUUGUGUUUUCCAGUGAGCCAUGGACCUUCUACCUCCAGACACAAGUCAAGUCUCUCAGCAGCAAAGAGCAGCAGAAAGGAGAUAACAGCUCCUAUAUCACUGUGAAUGAGGUCACGAUGCCCUUCUCUCAGCCUGGAUAUUUCCUGGUCUCAGUGGACGCCUGCUCGGGGAAGGUCACCAAGAAAACCUCAUUUGCAAAGAUGGACGCCAAGAUGGAACAGUACCUAAAAACUGGAAUACCAAAGAGGUCUAUCGUGCUUAUGGCGACACGAGGUCAACCAGAAGGCCUCGUUAGUGUGGCACCACAUCUGGUCUCCUUUGGAAUGGCCAAAGCUGCUGAUCUGCACAGUAAAGAGAGUCUGGCUCUUUGGGGGUUCCAGGGGGGUUCUCCGCCCCCUCCGUGGGUCUGGCUGCAGGCCGGGCAGGACGACGAGGUCCUGGGUCUGCAGGAGCGCUACCUGCCUCUGGGUCUGGAGGCUCACGGCUGCACCCCCCCUGCGGCUCAAACACGCAAAGACCUGGAGCUUCUCAAAAAAGCCACGGGACAACAAUGACCAAUGUGAACUACACAACUUAACUACCCAGAACUUGCACACAGAUACACACACAACCAGCUGAUGAAUGUGAACUGCUGAACCUUUAAUUUAUUUAACAAUGGCAAAUAUGUUUACUGAUUCCAAGUGGAGAGAAGGUAUUUUAUAAUGACUGGGUGAGUAUUUUUGUGAUUUUUGUGUGUGUGUGUGUGUGUGUGUGUGUUUGUAUGUAUGCCUUGGGGCCGUUGAGUCAAUGCACUUUUCCUUUUAAAGACACAACUUGCCUUAUCAGCCAAAGUGAUCACAUGGAGCUUUAUAAUAACUCAGCUGUUUAUGUUGGAACAGAAAAGAAAACAAACCCAAAGCAACCUUUAACAUUUACAAACCGAUCCAAAUAUUUAUAAUGCACUAAAUGAAUAUCGAGUAAAUUGGAUUUAAUCUAAAAACAGAACACAAUGCAUUAGAUACACACAAGCCAGGAGGAAAUUAUGAAAAUAAAUGGCAUUGUCCCUGAAAUGAGACCGUGUUCGAUUGGAACAGAAAAUGAAACAAGAUGGAUGAGAGGAGCUCAGGUCAAAGGGAAGUAAUGAAAGAACAUUGCACCUGGGAAUCAAGCAUCAAUAUUAAGCCAAAAAUGAACUUGUUAGAGACCUAGAUUCUUUCAAACAAAGUCAAAACAAGCCAUAUUGAUGUCUAGAUUGUUAAUGCUUAUAUAGACAUUUUACUUAUAUAGACUUGACAUACACAAAUGCUAUUAACCCUUAGAUGCAUAAGUGGCUCUUUUUUGACCCGGUGAGGUGGUUUUCUUGAAGUAUCUUUGUAAUUACA
Trematomus bernacchii (emerald rockcod) is the source of this 5280-nucleotide messenger RNA. It is a transcript of the gene cemip2, whose product is annotated as cell migration inducing hyaluronidase 2. The transcript has 24 exons. Bases 304 to 4473 code for a protein of 1389 amino acids. The record is from RefSeq and is a predicted model, not a curated record. Lineage: Eukaryota; Metazoa; Chordata; Actinopteri; Perciformes; Nototheniidae.